Messenger RNA from Suillus discolor, 2082 nucleotides. RefSeq lists its product as uncharacterized. The record is from RefSeq and is a predicted model, not a curated record. The transcript is spliced from 8 exons. The coding region runs from base 1 to 2082 and encodes 693 amino acids. NCBI's taxonomy places the organism in Eukaryota, Fungi, Basidiomycota, Agaricomycetes, Boletales, Suillaceae.
AUGUCUCAGCCUGCCAGCGCAGUUCCAAAACAUAUGAAUACUCGAGCUAAAAAUGCAACUCAGCAUCCAGGAUAUAUCCUGACUGGAGGCGAAGGUCACAUAAAGAGACAUACCAAAGCUCAAAAGGCCACUGACGACCAGCGUGAAAAGGAGGAAAAGGAGGCAAGUGAAAUGGCUGUACAAGAAGGAUAUAAGCGUGUUGCUGUAUUUCAGAAAAAAAUGCAGACAGACCAGGCAGCUACCCAUGCUGAUGGGCCGAAGCCUACUCGUCCCCGCCCACGCCCACGCCCCGUCAAAAAGGCUGUGAAAGAUGUGGAGACCUCCAACUUGACUAUGGCUGAGGAUAAGGCCGUGGGCGCCAAUGGCAAGGGUGGUACGGUUGGAGGUAACUUAGCAGCUAGUGCUAAUGUCGAACAUCCUGAGAGUGAUGCAGAGGAGGAGGAAGAGAAACAGGUGCCAGUGGCACGCCACAAGAAGGGGAAGAAAGUGUUACCAGUGAAGACGCCAGUGAGAGAUGCGAUUGAAGCAGCAGAUGCUGACAUCCUUAUCGAAUUAACGGUGGCACGUGAUGGUGAUAAGAAGCUCAAUGAUGUUUCUGCACCAGGUCUUGACAAUUUCAGUGUUGCUGCCAUGCAUAUCCCAAGUUGGAUAUCGAGAAUUCCUGCUGAUUGUUCAAAGUCACCCUCCAACUUGAAAAUCAGACCAUUCCCGUUGCCUUCUGACUUCUCUGGUAUCACUUCCUCCUCUAAGCUCACUAGGGGGAGUACCAUCAGUAGCGGUGGUGCCCUACUUACGCCCAUCAACACUAUCACCAAUUCUGGGGCUGAUAAUGUGGCAGAUCGUUUUACAACCCUGUUCACAGACAACGAUUUGGCCAAAUCAGUCGAGCAUUCUCAAGCCCUUACUCGUAUGUCAAAACCCAAGGCUGCUCAGGGUGUCAAGAUUUCUCAUCAGGUCUCUGAUACUUCGGUUCAAAUGAACUUAGCUCAUCGCAAUGCUAACCCGACUCUCAAACAGCUCGACACGAUCCAGCCUGACGAUGAUUGCGAAAUGAAUGUUGAGGUGGCUCCCCCAGUAGUAACCCCCCUCGUUAACUACGCAUCCGACACUGAUAUGGAAUCUGAUCUCGAACCUCCUCCUUCUAUGCAGGUUCCCAAAGGAUAUUAUGAUGUCGACAUCUGCCAGGCUACAGCUCUCGCUCUUGCUCAAGCUCACACAUCCUACCCUACUACUCCGACUUCAAGCGUCAAGCGCAAACUCGCGGAUUUGGAGGAUGACAUAAUCGAGGACGACCUGCUCGAGGAUGACCUGCUCGAGGACAACCACAUUAAGGACCACUACAUCGAGGAUGAUCUCAUUGAGGACGAUCUCAUCAUUGAUGAUGACUCUAUGGCCGAUUGUGCCUUCGUGAUUGAGGAAGACUCAGCCUCAUCUGAAGUUGAAUUUACUAAUGUUGGUGUCAAACAUGGAGCUCGCGUAGCAAAGCGGGCAAAGUCUUCCGUCGCACACACCCAGAGUCUUUCCAGCAUCUCGAGUGCAACUUCUGGUGCUAUGAACCCUAUAGAGGUGGAGAUCCUCCCCCCUAAGUGGAGUGCCCUGUUCAUCCCUACUCUCAUUCUUGCUAUCGGAGAUCAAGAUGAAGUGUGGGGUCGUGUCGAGUCCGAGAAAACUCUCUGCGCUAUUAUGCAAGACACCUGGGAUGUGGUUUAUCAGGAUAUACCCCACAUAGUCACUACUGAUGGUCCUGUUAUGGCUUUAGCCAUCCAGCGGCUAUCAGAGUGGCGCAACGGCAUUGGCUCUACUGCCGUCUCGGACAAUGUCCGGACCGACCAAGACCGCAAAGAUUUUGCAAAUAACUUACUCUUCGAGCUAGGAUUCUUGUACGGGAGCAUCACACAGGACGGAAAAUAUAAGAAACCCUUUCAGUCUGAACUCCUUAUUCAAGUCCUCAUGGAACGUGCCCUCAAACUUAUUGGGCUCGAGAACACGCUCGUCAGUGAAUUGGCAGUCAACAGUAAAGGGAAGGCGGUCAAGGUCCCCCACAGUCUGAACAAAGCCUCGGGCAAGACUAGCAACGCUUGA